Molecule: messenger RNA, 1772 nt
Organism: Oreochromis aureus
Lineage: Eukaryota; Metazoa; Chordata; Actinopteri; Cichliformes; Cichlidae
Gene: seraf
Product: von Willebrand factor D and EGF domains
Exons: 5
Coding region: 438-1055 (205 amino acids)
Biological process (GO): anatomical structure development
Cellular component (GO): extracellular region; cell surface
Molecular function (GO): signaling receptor binding
Source: RefSeq, a predicted model, not a curated record
UAUUGCAUUUUUUAUUUAUUGUACAAUGAACAGACUGCAAAUACAAUCAGAUUACUCUUAAAUACUUCUUUUGGGUAUACAUGUUUUAGGGCCUAAUUUAAUUGGUAUCCUUAGCAUCUCUGUCGUAACUCCAGACAAACUAUUGGGAAACUUGUUGUGGCAGAGUCAAACUUUUUACUUCAUGUAACCCCACUACGUAAUCUGCACGGUGGUCUAACCAAUAUGUUUCAUGCAAAUAUGGACUGCAUAGGUUUGAUCCAAAGUCUUCAAAAUCAGCCCCAGCCCCCACCCCAAGGCGCUCUCCCUGCUCCGCCUCACCACCACCAUCCUGGCCGAGAAGUUUUCCCUGUUUCUUCAGGAGACUUUCUCCUCCUCCAUCUCCAUCCACCGCUUCGCUUCUUUUCACUCCUCAUUUGAGCAACAAAGCACAUCCGGCCAUGGGGUUUGCACCUCUCCUGUUUGCCUCGUUGAUGUCGCUCGCCGGUGUGUGCUCCGGAGGCUCGGACGCGCCCCGGGGCGUCGCGGUCGGCUUCGUCUUUGACCUGAAAGCGAAGUGCGAGCCGCCGUGCGAACACGCCGGAGUCUGCAUCCGCAACAACACAUGCUUCUGCUCCCGGGGCUACGAAGGAGAGACCUGCCAGUAUGCCAACUGUUAUCCCAAAUGUAAAAAUGGAGGAGUGUGUCUUCGCCCUGGAAAAUGCAGAUGUCCUCCUGGAUUUGGAGGAAGAUACUGUCACAAAGUGAUGUGUGAUGGGGGAUGUUGGAACGGAGGAGAAUGCACCGCUGUCAACGGCGUGGCCAAGUGCAUCUGCCCUUCAAGCUGGGCCGGAUCAAAAUGCCAAGAGGCAAUUUGUCCCCAGGGCUGCAGGAAUGGAGGUCUGUGUGUGGCUCCAGGAAUCUGCAGCUGUGUGGAGGGAUGGUUGGGUGGUGCCUGCCAUACGGCUGUAUGCAGUCAGCCCUGCUUGCAUGGAGGGAAGUGCAUUUCUCCCAACAAAUGUCGCUGUCGACCUCCUUUCUCUGGACCUCGCUGCGAGGAGAGGAAAAAGUCCCACUAGUGCACCCAAGAAUCAAACAAGGUUGUGGGGUGAUUACGUUUUUAUACCUGGAACGUAGUUAGUUUUACAGCAACUGUGUGGAAAAGAUGGAUGUAGCCACUAUGAUGUCACCCUUAAAGUUAGUAAAGACCCGUCUUGGGAGUUUUAAAAACAGGCUGGAAACACCAUGAAAUGUACCCUCUUUCUCACCUAUUUUACUGUAAAUGUGAACAUAACUUGCAAAUUUAACAUCAUGCUGUAGUCAAUAAAUGUUUUUUCUAUAGACUUAUAUACAGUCAGACUGUGGGAUUGGUGGUCUCAGUGAUCUCUUUUAAAAAGCAGCUAAGAAGUCAUCUUUUCAAACUUCCUUUUGGGUAGCAUUUAUGUCUUUAUUUCUAGUAUUUUGUUGUGAAGCACUUUGUAAUGUUUAUCUUGAAAGUGCUAUAUAUAAAAACAAUUUUACUUUAACUUACUUUUUUGCAACCAGUUGGCCCCUGCUGUUCAUUAGAAAUGAGGCUGGUUUAAGGUACUUCAGCAGUGGUUUCACAUUUCAGACAAAACAUUCAUCCCUCUUUUUAUAUAAAGUGUACCGUUUUAGCUUGUUUUUAACAUUUGCUAUAUAAUUUUUAAAUAUUGAAUGUGUUUUAUGUUGUCUAAACACACAAUAUACUGUAAUUUGUCAUUAAAUGAAGAAAAAAUGUUAUGCAUUGUUGAAGCUCAUUAAAAAAAAAAGAGAGA